AUGAUAUUGCAGAUUAUUAACAUAUUACGUAAGGUUUUUUUUUUUUUUUUUUUUUUUUUUUUUUCGUCAAACUACAAAAAGAUUGCCCUUCACAACGGCAGCUCUUCAUCUUGCUUUUUGUAA
Messenger RNA from Priceomyces carsonii, 123 nucleotides. RefSeq lists its product as uncharacterized. NCBI's taxonomy places the organism in Eukaryota, Fungi, Ascomycota, Pichiomycetes, Serinales, Debaryomycetaceae. The transcript has a single exon. The record is from RefSeq and is a predicted model, not a curated record. Bases 1 to 123 code for a protein of 40 amino acids.